CUUGCACAUCAUGGCUUCUCUCUGCAUCUUCUCGCUGCCCGCCCGAGCGGCGGUGCUGAAGCUGGCGCCCGUGGUGCACCCGCCGAUGCUGGCCAGACGGCUGCACGCUGGCGGCUGCAGGCAGGCGGCCGUGGUCAUCUCAGGAACAGCCCUGGCCAAGCAGAUUCGUGAUGAGGUGCGGAGAGAGCUGGAGCAGUGGGUGUCUCUCGGGAACAUGCGCCCUCAGCUCAGUGUUGUCCUGGUGGGGGAUGAUCCUGGCAGCCACGCGUACGUGAAGAAUAAAAGCAGAGCUGCUGCCUCAGUAGGCAUCGUCAGUGAAACCAUUCUACGACCUGCCAGUGUGUCACAGGAAGAACUUCUGGAACUAAUUGAGAGGUUGAACCGGGAUCCGAAGGUCACUGGGCUGCUGGUUCAGCUCCCUCUGCCUGAGCACAUUGACGAGCGUUCCGUCUGCAACGCGGUCGCUCCGGAGAAGGACGUGGAUGGGUUUCACGUGGUCAACGUUGGAAGGCUCUGCUUGGAUCAGCAGACGAUUCUCCCAGCCACCCCAGCAGGGGUCUGGGAGAUGAUUAAAAGGACAGGGAUCGAGACAUUUGGUAAGAACGUGGUGGUCGUGGGGAGGUCAAAGAACGUCGGGAUGCCCAUUGCAGUUCUCCUUCACUCCGACGGAAGGCACGAGAGACCCGGCGGCGAUGCCACAGUGACCAUCACCCACAGGUUCACACCCAAGGAGCAACUGAUGGCUCACACGCUUCUGGCAGAUAUCGUCAUCGUGGGUGCAGGAAUUCCGAAACUGAUUACUGCUGAUAUGAUCAAAGAGGGAACAGUCGUAAUAGAUGUUGGCAUCAAUCGUGUACAGGAUCCUGUAACAGGAAAGACCAAGUUGGUGGGAGAUGCUGACUUUGACGAGAUCAAGACGAAGGCCAGUUACAUCACCCCUGUCCCUGGAGGAGUGGGUCCGAUGACCGUAGCGAUGCUCAUGAAGAACACUCUGAUUGUGGCCAAGAAGUCAGUAAGCUACUGAGGAUGAACCCACGUCAUCAGCUCGAGCAGCCCCUCUCCCUCUGUGGAGCGCAGUUUAAUUUAUUAUACAAGAGAUAUUUUUGUUAACUGCAUUUAUCUAUAUUUGCUGCAAGCUGUCACAUGUUGUCUCCUGGAGCUGAGGACGCAUAGCGACAGCCACCACCCUACUCCGGGUCACUGCAUCCUUCCGCAUGUUGGGCUCGCUCAUUCAUGCCAGCGUUGUCAUUCACAAGGCGGCGGCCUCCUCCUUGACCCUGUGUGUGAUGGCUCCAGUUUCCUUCAACAUCCCAGAGCAGUGUGGGUUGGUAGGUUCAUUGGGCGUGGUAAUGACCCUAGUGAGAGUGAGGGGCAGAAUUUGGGGUCGUUGGUAGGAAUAUGGGAGAGUAAAAUAGGGUGGGUGUAAAUAGGUAGUUGAUGGUUGGCCCAGGUGAUGGGCUGAAGGGCCUGUUUUCUUACUGGGUGACACAAUGACUGGUUGUUCAGUUGAAGUUGCUGUGACAUUAAUUCUAACUCUUAGCAUUUAUAAAGCUCCUUUAGCCUGGUAAGACAUCACAGGAAUAUUAUUUUAAAUGUUUGGCAAGGGCUACAGAAAGAGAUAUUUGGACAAAUAAACAAAAUCUUGUUCGAGGAGACAAGGACACUGAUGGAGAGAUUUCAGGGGGGAAUGCUCAGCUGUGGGCUUCGCAGUGGCUGCCACUGAUUAAAUUCAGGGGUCACUGAGAAGAUAAAUCUGGGGAAGAGUGUGUUUGUAAACCAACUUAGCUAUGGGGGUUUGUAGUUUCUCUAAAGCUCGUGGUAUUGUGAUUGAGUGAUUGGUAGUUUAGAUAGAAUAGUUCUGGAUAGUUACAGAGUAUCAGAACCUCCUGUAUUUAUGCAAGUGUCUGACAUUGAGGACAGUGAGGUUCCUUGGAGAGAUUGGAGAAGGUGGGUUGUUCUCCUUAGAGCAGAGGAGGUCAGGAGAUGUGAUGCUGAUGGUCAACUCUGAAACAAUUUGCUGUUAAUAAGCGAGGAGAAGCUGUUGAGAGAGAGGGAGAGGGAGAGAAGCCAAGGAGUAAUUGAUCAGAGGGAGGACCAGAGGAGAGAAGCUAAUGUCUUUAUCCUGAGAGGGUGGAAACAGGUUCAACCGAACCCUCCAGAAAGCACUUUUGUAAAUAUUUGAAGGGCAGAGCAGUGGUGCAACAGGCGGUGUUGCUACCUCACCACUCCAAUGAUCCGGGUUCAACACUGCCCUCUGAUUCUGUCUCUGUGCAGUUUGCACAUUCUCCCUGUGGCAUGAGCUUCCCUGGACGCUCUGCAUUUCCUCUCAAGUCCUCAAGAUGAUCAGAUAGGUUGACCUGCUGUAAAUUAUUCCCUAGUGCAGGUAGGUGAUAAGGAAUUGAUGGGGUUACAGGGAAAGCAGUAAGAGGGAAAUUGGAAUAUUCUGGGAGGUAGUAUAGGCUUGAUCGCCAGACUGACCUUUACUGUUGUGAGAAACAGAAAUAUUUGCAAGGUGUUAAGGAUAUGUUAGGGAGAGAGACUACAUAGAUCGCUUGAAGAGCUGGUAUUGAUCUGAUAGGCAUCCUCUGAGGAUAGACUGAACAAAAACACAAUCUGCCACAAAUUUCUAAUGAACACAGGAACAGGUUUCUGUUUAGGUUUUAGGGAACCAUUUGAGUAGUCUGCUGACCGACUUCUCACCUUUUUCUCCUUUACGUAUGAAGUCAUUUCAACUUUUGUCUGUGCCCCAGCCAUUCACAGAGCUCUAUGUCCUCUCCUGUCCCCACCCCUGUGAUCUCCUCCAGCUCUAGAACCCUUUGAACUCACAGUACACUAUUUUCCUGGCCGUCGUGCAUUGCAGAUGUGAAGUGUCCUCAGAGAGUUAAAUGUUGAAACAGAGUUGUUCAUUAAUUGGCAAAUACCAGCACCAAUAAUGGUACUUGUCCAGGCUGUUCUGACAAAACCUCCCACACCUCUGUGGCAGGGCAGGGACAGCAGGUGAAGGAACACCACUACCAACAGAUGUAUACCAUCCUACACCGAAAAUAGUCUGCCAUCAUCAAUGGGUCUAAUUCCCAUAGGAGCAGAUCACCAAAUGUUGGCCUUCAAUAAUCUUCCCAAGUAUUGGGCAAUGGACAAUUGGAUCAGUUUUGUCGAAUCGUUGAUCUUCAUCUGAUAAUCAUUGAUUAAAGUCAUCUAUGCAAUGUUAAACCCGGAACAUGGUGUCCAUUUAAAGUCACAUUACAGUUGCACACAGUGACCCAAUGACGCUCUCUUGCAUUCUGUUUAUCUGCUUACACUUGUAGCAUUAACAACAGUUUGUAUAUCUACAUCGACCUGCCUCUAUUCUGUAAUCCUUAAAUAUCCCAUCACAUCUACAAAACAAAAUUCUUCUGGUCCACCAAAUAGUUUCCAAACUUGACAGCUUCCUGGGCCAAGGUCUGGAUCACUAGUGAUGUCAUGGAGCAGCUGGUCCAUCACAAGUGGAGUCACUAAUCAGUGAGUCUACAGUGCCUAUGAAAAGUAUUCACUCCCCUUGGGAGUUUCAUGUUUUAUUGUGGAUAUAAUUUGGCUUUUUUUGACACUGAUCAACAGUAAAAGACUUUAGUGUCACAUCACUACAAAAAGAUCUAAAUUAAUUACAACUAUAAAACACAAAAUAACUGAUUGCAUAAGUGUUCAUCCCUUUCAAGUCAGUUUUUAGUAGAUGCACCUUUGGCAGCAAUUACAUUCUUGAGUCUGUGUGGAUAGGUCUCUAUCAGCUUUGCACAUCUGGACACUGCAAUUUUCUCCUUUUCUUCUUUACAAAACUGCUCAAGCUCUGUCAGAUUGCAUGGAGGUAGUGAGUGAACACCCCUUUUCAAGCCCCGCCACAAAUUUUCAAUUGGAUUGAGGUCUGGACUCUGACUUGGCCAUUGCAGGACAUUGUUUAAGCCAUUCCUGUGUAGCUUUGGGUUUAUACUUGGGGUCAUUGUCUUGCUGGAAAACAAAUCUCCUUUUAGACUGCUUCAGGUUUUCCUCCGGGAUUUCCCUGUAUCUUGCUGCAUUUAUUA
Hypanus sabinus (Atlantic stingray) is the source of this 4052-nucleotide messenger RNA. RefSeq names its product bifunctional methylenetetrahydrofolate dehydrogenase/cyclohydrolase, mitochondrial-like. The record is from RefSeq and is a predicted model, not a curated record. Gene Ontology annotation, biological process: tetrahydrofolate interconversion. Lineage: Eukaryota; Metazoa; Chordata; Chondrichthyes; Myliobatiformes; Dasyatidae. Gene Ontology annotation, molecular function: methenyltetrahydrofolate cyclohydrolase activity; methylenetetrahydrofolate dehydrogenase (NAD+) activity; methylenetetrahydrofolate dehydrogenase (NADP+) activity. The transcript is spliced from 8 exons. Gene Ontology annotation, cellular component: mitochondrion. Bases 11 to 1024 code for a protein of 337 amino acids.